Lolium rigidum is the source of this 894-nucleotide messenger RNA. RefSeq lists its product as uncharacterized. The record is from RefSeq and is a predicted model, not a curated record. The coding region runs from base 1 to 894 and encodes 297 amino acids. The transcript has a single exon. NCBI's taxonomy places the organism in Eukaryota, Viridiplantae, Streptophyta, Magnoliopsida, Poales, Poaceae.
AUGGAGCUAAUCACCUACAUUGCCAUAUGUCUCUCGUUCGCCUUUCUCCUCCCUUCCUACGCCACAGCAACUACGCCAGCCGGCAUGAUAGAGCGGGAAACCAAGCAGCAGAUUCUGGCAAGCAUUCCGCCACAUGGGCAGGAGAAUCCCGUGCUGUUCCUGACGUCGCCUUCCGGGAAGUACGCGGCGCACUUCAUACGCAGCCAGACCGUGCCGGGUGCCGGCGGCCUCGGGGCGGACUUCUGCUAUGUGGAAAUUCUCGACAUCCCCGAGCAAGGAGCAGAGGGGCAGAGCGUGUGGGAGUCAGAGUGCUUGGCUGUGAGCACCAUCAACACCUGCGCCCUCGUGUUCUCAUGGAAAGGUUUGGAGGUGUUCGACGGGAGUAACUCGGUGUGGCACACACAUGACACGGAGUCGGUUGACAACAACUUCCUCAGAACCCUGCAGCUUGUGGACGAGGGUGACAUGCGCAUCCUCGACAAGGGCGGUGAGCUGGCUUGGAAGGCCAGCGAUGAGCCACGGGCGGCGCAGCACUGCGGGAUGCCCGGCUCACCUGGCCUGGUCUCGGCAACGGCGCCCUUCGCCCAGCCUAUCGGGCAGGGGAGUGGCAACCUGCCAUUUGGACAGGAUGAAGGAGGCAAUGGGAAUGGCAACGCCGGCGCAGCACAGCCCGAGCUGCCGCUAGCACCGCUGCCACAGGCGGCAGCGUACGGUGGUGUCGCUGGGCAGGGGCAGGGCGUGGAGGAAGUUGGGCAGACGAUUGGAUUUGGUAGCCAACCAUUGGUGGACAACAGCCCGUAUGAUAGUGGUGCACUGAAGCAUGGAUGCAGCUUGCUUGGAACUGGAGUUGCCUUGGGUCUCAGUGUUGCCAUUGCCAUGGCCCUCGGUUUCUGA